AUGUGUUCCUUAACGUUCACACAUCUGCACAGUAUAUUUGACUGGAAUGUGAAACAAUUAUUUCUGUAUUUAUCAGCAGAAUAUUCAACAAAGAACAAUGUAAGUAUAACUUGUAAAGUGGUUAAAUGGAAAUGCAUACUAAUUGUAUAGUUAUUUCUGUCGACUCAUGAAGGGGGAGCAGGAAAAAACUUAAACGCGUAGCAGAGUUCCCCCCCUCCCCCCCCAAAAUAGACCAGAGGCAACUGUACUUCAUUCAGCAGAGCUUUUACUGCUGCUGAGGCAAGUGAGCAUAAUGGUCACAAAUCCAAUACAUUCAGGAUUGGCACAGUUCAUAAAAAUCCAGUUGCAGCACUUACAAUAAAACUUGCAAAACUUAUCAUAAGACUAAACCUUAACACUACAGUGGUACCUCGGUUUUCGAACGUUUUGGUUUUGAACGCCGAAAACCCGGAAGUAACUGCUUCGGUUUUCAAAUGCGCCUCGGAAAUUGAACAGGAAACGCGGCUUCCAUUUUGAGUUUUCUGUAAGUAAAUGCUUCCGGAAGUAAAUGCUUCGGGUUUCAGAAGUCGAAUGGUCUUCCGGAAUGGAUUAAGUUUGAAAACCGAGGUACCACUGUGUCGCAUACAGAAACAAAACACUAGAACAAAGAGAGAGAGAAAGAAAAAGUGAGCGAGAGCCAGGCUCCUCCUGGCCUGACUAUCAUAGUCAGCUUGACCUUGACAGAAAGGGCAACAAAAGCAGUUUAAACCAGCUGUACUCAGCUUCCCAGCAGAAAUAACCCAAACAAAAACUAAUGUUUGGCAAAAGUUGGAAAGUGUUUCUGUAUUCUGAAAGUUUGUAGGUAAGAUCUGAAAUCUGUUUCGCAAAGUUGUCUUUGUAGAAAGGGGAACACUUUGGUUUUCAAACGUUUAGUGUUGUAAAGUCCCCAGCACCUUAUAAUAUCUGCUUCUACGAAUGUACUCAUGGCUGUCUUAUCCUGAUACAACUGUGCCACUGAUGUUUGUAGAAUAUUUAAGUGGGCACUACAUUGAAAUUGGUAUGUUACCACUCUUUAAUUCCUCAUUCCUUGCCUAAAAAACUUUGAAAACAUGCCUGUGUAUUCAUGAUUGUGCUAGUUACACAUGGAUGGAAUAGUGAUGCUCUGGUUUCUUGGAUGAUUGCACAAUCUAUAAUUAUCUGCUGCUUGUUAUAUUCUUCUGAUUGUUUCAUCAGUCUCUGGCCUGGUUCACGCAUCACGCAAAACCAUAGAAAACCAGCUAUGGUCUAAUGUGAACAAGGAGCUUGUUAGUGCACUCUACUGAAAAAUUCUCACUUUGCUUCUCCUGUUCUUGCUGCUGCAAUGCCUCUGGGAAACAAGUCAGAUUUUGACUUGUCAUGAUGGGCAAAUGUGUGUUUGCAGUUUUUCUCCAAACAAACCAUGAGCAAUACUCAAGGUCCUUGGCUUAUUGCUUGUGGUGGAAGGGUGAACCAUGAGCCCAGAUUCAUGUUGUAACAAGGUGGAUUGUCUUGUUUCCCAGCAGCACAGCAUGAGUGGUAGAAGAGGAGCAGAGCAAAACUUUUCAGCGCACAAGUGCAAAUGUAUAUUUACAUUAAAGCAUAGUUUGUUUCCAUCUGUGGUUUAAUGUGGUGUGAUAACAGGGUCUCUGUAACUGAAAGAAGGCAAACAGUGAAACAUUGCCACUCAUAUUUUGUGAUUCUUGCUAGAUAGAUCCACCAAGUCCUCUGCAGAAAACAUGUAAAUACAGUGGUACCUCGCAAGACGAAUACCUCGCAAGGCAAAAAACUCGCUAGACAAAAGGGUUUUUUGUGUUUUGAGCUGCUUCGCAAGACGAUUUUCCCUAUGGGCUUGCUUCGCAAGACGGAAACGUCUUGCAAGUUUGUUUCCUUUUUCUUAACACCGUUAAUACAGUUGCGACUUGACUUCGAGGAGCAACUCAUAGAACACGGUGUAGUAGCCUUUUUUGAGGUUUUUAAAGACCUUGGUGAUUUUUGAAGCUUUUCCAAAACUUUCCCGACACCGUGCUUCUCAAGACGAAAAAAAUCGCAAGACGACAAAACUUGCGGAACGCAUUAAUUUCGUCUUGCGAGGCACCACUGUAGGCUGGAAAUACUAGUUUAUUCCAAUUUCCAUUUAUUUUAGUAAGACCUUAUGUGAGACUGGCAUUUUGGGGGAGUGGUCUGCAGUUCUCAAUCUAUUUGGUGCACAGUUAUAGCUCUGAAUUACUAGUCAGCUAUGCAUACAAUACAAAUCUUGAUAACAGUAACAAAGUCUGUUUUAUUACAUGUUAAUUUUCCAAAAGCAGUUCAUUAACUGUUUACUUCUUUUUAUUGUAAUGCUACAAUGUUUUUUCAGGAAGGAUUUUUUUUUUUUUUGCCGAUGCUUUACUAUGUAGUUUACUUUUGAGCCUAUAUCUCUUACGAUAUCACUAAAAGAAAGCCCUCAAGCCCUGUGUGAAUGGCUAUCUCCAUGUUCCGCUUCCUUGAUGAGAAAUUUUUGCCAUUUUCUAUUCCUUUUAGUGAUUAAUGGCAGCUUUAAUUGCAGGCUUUGAACCAGGUUGUCCUCUGGGACAAAAUUAUUUUAAGAGGGGAUAAUCCAAAGCUGCUGUUGAAAGACAUGAAAUCAAAAUACUUCUUCUUUGAUGAUGGAAAUGGUCUCAAGUGAGUAAAUUCCCUUCCUGUAUUCGUUUUGAUUAUGUAUGCAGUGAUGUAGCUGAGAGAACUCGUCAGCAGAGAAAAUGUUUACCUUCAGGAAUGCGCUCACGUUGUCAUCUACGUUCUUUUAGUGGAAUAACAUAAACAUUUUCUUAUCACAGGCUUUCUGUCAAUAUAACACAUUUUGCAAACAGCCAUAGUUCAAAUAACUUACUAUGUGCAAAAUCCGAGUUCCCCCUGUGUCUUUUGCAGCCACAUUUAAUGUUGUUGUGGUUGUGCCAGCUGGAAGCUGUCAAAACUUUGGAGUAGUCUCCUCAUUACCUGCAAGCACAAUCUAACCUACAGCAGCUAAGCGGAUGAAACGAAUUAGCACGAUGGGUGAGACAAUGAGCAGGGUGGGGAUGGGGAGCAAGAUGCACAGGGAACAGUUAUACUAGGAGAGGGUUCUUAUAUAACAUUGGAAAUGAUGGAAGGAAAGCAGCAACCAGAAAGAGUGUUUACAAGGGCUCACAGAGUUUCUACUUUUUAUAGUGCUUCUGUUUCUGGAUUUAGGGUUCAAUACAUUAGUGUUCUCAAGUCCUAUUGAGAUCUGCAGCACUUCCAACGCUUAACAGUAAUCUCUUUGAGGACACUUUCUGCAGAUUAGCACAUCUAGAGUUUGGUAAUUUUUUUAAGAUGCAAAGUAUCAUAAAUAUCGUUAUAGUUUCUUGAUGAGAAAAAUUGGUCCCUUGCAUGUGGCCAAUGGAUUGUAUGAUAAAUAAGAUUAACGAAUUCUUAACACUGGCAUACAUGGUCCUGCAUGCUGCAGCAUUUAUUGCAAUGUACACUGCUUAGAGUAUUCAAAUGAUUCUACUAAUACUGUGUUCAAAUUUCAGGGGCAACAGAAACAUCACAUUGACUCUUUCAUGGAAUGUCGUACCAAAUGCUGGCAUCCUACCUCUUGUGACAGGAGCAGGACACAUAUCUGUUCCAUUCCCAGAUACUUAUAAAACGGCAAAAAGCUAUUAA
Podarcis lilfordi (Lilford's wall lizard) is the source of this 3660-nucleotide messenger RNA. The record is from the annotation of a GenBank genome assembly. NCBI's taxonomy places the organism in Eukaryota, Metazoa, Chordata, Lepidosauria, Squamata, Lacertidae.